AGUUGACCAGCCUGACACGCCGAGGACACGACGUUAGAGUGAGACGCGAGACUUCAUCUUGUGGCCGCAUAAAUACGUACGACGAUUAUGAGCGAGUCCCAGUCGAAGAAAGCGAAGAUCAUGAGUUCGUUGAAUCAACUGAAGGAGCUGACGACGGUCGUCGCCGACACCGGCGACUUUCACGCUAUGGAGCAAUUUAAGCCUACAGAUGCAACGACAAAUCCGUCGUUGAUUCUUGCUGCUGCUAAUCAAAAAAAGUAUGCUCAUUUGAUCGAAAAAGCUGCUGAAUGUGGCAAAAAAUCUGGAUCUACUUUGGCUGAGCAAGUUGAAGCAGCCCUCGAUGUUACAUGUGUUCUAUUUGGCAAAGAAAUCUUGAAUAUAAUCCCCGGAAGAGUUUCUACAGAAGUAGAUGCCAGAUUAUCCUUUAAUAAGGAAGCCAGCAUUGAGAAGGCGAAAAGAUUGAUUGCUUUGUACGAAGGACUUGGAGUAAGCAAGGAACGUAUUUUGAUUAAGCUUGCAUCAACUUGGGAAGGCAUCCAAGCAGCAAAAGAAUUGGAGGAAAAAUAUGGGAUCCAUUGCAAUUUGACAUUAUUAUUUUCCUUUGCGCAAGCUGUUGCUUGUGCAGAAGCUGGCGUCACUCUCAUUUCACCAUUUGUUGGAAGAAUUCUGGACUGGCAUGUAGCAAAUACAGAUAAGAAAACAUAUGAAGCAAAGGAAGAUCCAGGUGUCGUUUCUGUAACGAAAAUUUACAAUUAUUACAAGAAAUUUGGCUAUAAGACAGUUGUAAUGGGUGCUUCGUUUAGAAACGUUGGUGAAAUUAGAGAACUCGCAGGCUGUGAUUUCCUAACUAUAAGUCCGAAAUUAUUGGAGGAAUUAGAGGAGAGCAACGAGCCUGUUCGCAAAGUUUUAACUGUAGAAUCAGCGAAAAAAUGCGAUCUCCAAAAGAUCAGCUUAAAUGAAGCAGAAUUUAGAUGGCUCUUAAACGAGGACCAAAUGGCAACUGACAAGUUGUGCGAGGGCAUUCGCAAAUUUGCCAUUGAUGUGCGCAAGCUUGAAAAACUACUGCAAGAAACGAUUCAGGGUUAAAAUAAAUUCUUUUAACUGUGUACAACAAUAUAAUAUUUUACAAGGGCAUAAUUGAAUGUACAAAUACACAUUCCUAUUGUUUAUAUUUGUAUAAUAAUUAUUUUAUACAAUUGAGUACAAAAGAGUGGAUAAGGUGAAAUAAAUAAGAUAUAUGAUAAA
Nylanderia fulva is the source of this 1245-nucleotide messenger RNA. RefSeq names its product transaldolase (gene Taldo). Gene Ontology annotation, biological process: pentose-phosphate shunt; carbohydrate metabolic process; pentose-phosphate shunt, non-oxidative branch. Lineage: Eukaryota; Metazoa; Arthropoda; Insecta; Hymenoptera; Formicidae. The record is from RefSeq and is a predicted model, not a curated record. Gene Ontology annotation, molecular function: transaldolase activity. Gene Ontology annotation, cellular component: intracellular anatomical structure; cytoplasm.